AUGUGUGCUACAUUUCCAAUCUAUGUUGAUGAUAUAUUGGUUACAAGCAAUGAGGCUUCUGCCGUUUCUGUUCUCCUUCAACAGUUGUCAGGCGAGUUGUCUAUAAAGAUUUGGACCUUCUCCGAUGCGGAUUGGGCUGGUGAUGGCAGUGAUCUUAAAUCCACAGGUGGUUUUGCAAUUUUUCAUGGGCCUAACUUGGUCUCUUGGACAUCAUGGAAACAACGCACCAUUGCCCGUUCCUCAACAGAGGCCGAAUACAAGGCCUUGCCUGAUGCAUUUGCCGAACUGAUUGGUAUAAUUGGUAUAAUUGUUUUGUUCAAUGAGAGGAUUAAUAUGAUCCUCUUUGAUUAA
This is a messenger RNA of Telopea speciosissima, 351 nucleotides long. RefSeq lists its product as uncharacterized. The record is from RefSeq and is a predicted model, not a curated record. The coding region runs from base 1 to 351 and encodes 116 amino acids. Lineage: Eukaryota; Viridiplantae; Streptophyta; Magnoliopsida; Proteales; Proteaceae. The transcript is spliced from 2 exons.